CUGGAGAACGACUCUUGACAUUCAGGCAGAAUGGUCAUCAAUUUUAUCAAUUUUAGACCAACAACGAAAUAUUACAAAAUAUGCAGGGCCGGGAGGCUGGAAUGAUCCUGAUAUGCUUGAAAUAGGUAAUGGCGAUCUUACUCUUAAUGAACAAAAAAGUCAUUUCUCUCUUUGGGCCGCUUUGAAGGCUCCUUUAUUACUUGGAUUUGAUGUCAGAAAUCCCCCAAAAGAUUCAAUGACUGUGGUAUUAAAUACAGAAAUAAUAGCUAUAAAUCAAGAUCCCCUUGGACGAUCUGUAGAUAUUGUCGAAUACGAUGAUUCUUAUGAGAUUUGGACUGGACCACUUAUUGAUGGUUAUGUUGCACAAACUAAAAUCAAGAUUACAUUAAACUUUAAAUCACAUCUUGGCCUUAAAGGUGAAAUUGCAGUUAGAGACCUUUGGGAUAAGAAACAACCUAAUAAAGGAAAUUUUACAGAGAGCUAUUACUCAAUAGUUCCAAUUCAUAGUAUAACAGUUUUAAAGCUUCAAGGUGGUAUAAAAAUCUCUUAA
Molecule: messenger RNA, 550 nt
Organism: Scutellospora calospora
Lineage: Eukaryota; Fungi; Glomeromycota; Glomeromycetes; Diversisporales; Gigasporaceae
Source: the annotation of a GenBank genome assembly